GACAGCUCGGAAGAUCACCAGUCAGUCAGUGUCGUGCCGGUACUUCGGCUCUUCGGUAGUGCAAUAAAGCUGUUGGUUUGGAACUAGAUUCCGGUGUUGUGUGACUUGUGAGCUCGACUAUGCAACGAAAAGAAAGUGCAACCAUGAAACUGCUCCCACCGCCUACCAGCCUCCGGCUGCCGCUGUCCAUUCCGGAGAAGGUGAUGAUGGGUCCAGGUCCCUCGAACUGCUCGAAGCGUGUCCUUGCGGCGCUGCAAAAUACAUCACUCAGCAAUUUUCACGCCGAACUUUUUCAAGUGAUCGACGAAGUCAAGGACGGCCUACGGUACAUUUUUCAAACCGAAAGUCGUACCACGAUGUGCGUAAGUGGCUCCGCCCACAGCGGAAUGGAGGCUUUGCUGAGUAAUUUGUUGGAAGAUGGUGACCGUGCACUAAUUGCGGUCAAUGGCAUUUGGGCGGAACGUGCCGCCGAAAUGGCUGAUCGCUACGGAGCGGAUGUACGGACACUGAAGGGAGCCGACGAUAGACCGUUUCCUUUGGAGGAUUUAAAGAAAGCAAUAGAACAGCACCAGCCCAAGGUUCUGUUUGUGACGCAUGGCGAUUCCUCCAGUGGACUGCUACAACCACUGGAAGGUCUUGGGAAGAUUUGUCACGACAAUAACUGCUUACUGCUGGUGGACGCAGUGGCUAGUCUUUGCGCGACGUCUUUCUACAUGGACGCCUGGGAAAUCGACGGAGUCUACACGGGAUCACAGAAGGUCUUGGGAGCACCGCCCGGUCUUACGCCUAUUUCAAUCAGUCAGAAAGCACUAGAUGUAAUUCGAUCGAGAAAAACGAAACCGAAAGUAUUCUACUGGGACCUGCUUCUUCUCGGCAAUUAUUGGGGCUGCUAUGAUGAACCAAAAAAAUACCACCACACGGUUUCCUCUAAUCUAAUAUUCGCACUUCGCGAAGCCCUUGCACAAAUAAUCGAGGAAGGUCUGGAGAAUGUAAUCAAGCGUCGGCAGGACUGUGCCCAGCAUCUUUACCGUGGCCUGGCUAACAUGGGUAUGGACAUUUUCAUCAAAGACCCCCAGCAUAGGCUAUCUUCAGUGACUGGAAUUAUGAUCCCCAAGGGGGUCACCUGGUGGAAAGUUUCACAAUACGCAAUGAAGAACUUUUCACUGGAAGUUCAAGGUGGCCUCGGACCAACAUGGGAAAAGGCGUGGCGUGUUGGCAUCAUGGGCGAGUGCUCGACUGUACAGAAGAUCAACUACUACUUGUACUCGUUUCGGGAAUCACUGAAGGCAACUCAUCCAGACUACGCAUUCGACGAGCGGAAUGGUUAUCACUAGGCAAGAUUAAGUGUUGCGCUGGCUGCAAAACAAAAAUGAAAAUAAUUAAGAUUCAGGUUGUUUAUUUUGCGGGAAUUUAUACAUUUUGGAAGUCAUUUAACUAUUACCUAAUCAAGUGUACAAUGUAUGUUGAAGUGCAAAGUGUAUGAGUUUGCAUUGAAUUAUUGACUUAGAAAAACUGAAGAAUUGAAAAGUAAAUAGAUUAUUCUCAAGGAAAGUAAU
Messenger RNA from Wyeomyia smithii (pitcher-plant mosquito), 1556 nucleotides. RefSeq names its product 3-hydroxykynurenine transaminase-like. Lineage: Eukaryota; Metazoa; Arthropoda; Insecta; Diptera; Culicidae. Gene Ontology annotation, molecular function: L-serine:pyruvate transaminase activity; L-alanine:glyoxylate transaminase activity. Gene Ontology annotation, cellular component: peroxisome. The record is from RefSeq and is a predicted model, not a curated record. The transcript is spliced from 5 exons. Bases 120 to 1334 code for a protein of 404 amino acids.